GCUUUAGUAUAAUGCGUGGUUGUAUCAGAUGAAGAUUAUAAACUCGAAUGUGAAUGAUUAGUGCCGAUAGCAUUCGUCGUUAAACGCGCAUGUUACGGUAUUUUAAUUAUUAUUAUUAUUGUUAUUAUUGUUAUUCAAAUCGUUACUCGUUGUCAUAUGAAUAUAAUGUUUUAAAUCCAUCUCGUACGCGUAUAUAUAUAUUAUUGUACAGUAAUAUUAUACGUGUAUUUUUCGUCGUGUUAAUUGUGUUCGUUAUUUAAGUACAUCAAUACAUAAUAUAUUAAUAAUACAUAAUAACGAUAGAUACAUAUGGCUCUGGGCGCUUUCGACUAUGUCGUGCUUACGGUCACGUUACUCGCGUCCGCCGCGAUCGGAGUGUAUUACCGGCUCACGGGUGGCAAACAGCAAACGACACAGGAGUAUAUGCUCGGAGACAAGAAAUUGUCCAUUAUACCUGUGGGGUUUUCGUUAAUGGCCAGUUUUAUGUGUGCUACAGCCAUGUUUGGGCUAAGCGCUGAAAACUACUUGAGAGGAACACAAUUUAUGGCCAUUAACGCAUCCAAUAUUAUCGGUACACCUAUUGUCGCCUAUGUUUUUCUACCAGUUUUUUACAAACUCGGAUAUUUAUCCGUUUACCAGUAUUUGGAAGAACGUUUCGGCAAGUCAACUAGAAUCGUCGCAUCUUUGGCUUUUAGCAUCCAGACGGUGCUGCGCACUGCUCUGGUACUAUACGCGGCCUCGUUGGCUCUGAACGCGAUCGCCGGCUUUUCGCAGACCGCGUCCAUGAUGGCCGUCGGCAUAUUGUGCACCUUUUACUCGACCGUCGGUGGCAUAAAAGCCGUAAUCGUCACCGAUUUGUUUCAGUCGUUGCUCAUGUUUGGGUCCGUUUUCACCGUCAUUGCGGUGGCAGCGGUUAAUGUCGGUGGACUGACAGAGAUUUGGAGGAUUGCCUACGAUUACGGUCGCGUGGAACUGUUCAACUUUCAGAUCGACCCGACGAUCAGGCACAGCUGGUGGUCACUGAUGCUGGGCGGCAUGUUCACGUACGUCUCGGUGUACGGUGUCAACCAGGUGCAGGUGCAGCGUUACCUGACCAUGAAGGACUACAGAACCGCGGUAAGGACCCUGUGGUUCAGCUGGCCGAUAACCGCUUUCCUGUCGCUGUCCAUGUGCUUCGCGGGACUGGCCAUAUUCUCCAUGUACCGGGACUGCGACCCGAUCAAGGAAGGCAGAAUAGAUAGUGGCGAUCAGCUGAUGGCUCUGUUCGUGUUGGACACGAUGGCCCACUUGCCCGGAUUAACUGGCUUGUUUUUGGCGGGCGUAUGCUCAUCCGCACUGUGUUCCGUGUCCGCAGCUCUCAACUCGCUAGCAGCCGUCACACUCGAGGACUAUAUCACGCCACUGGCAAACGUCGACAUACCCGAUGAGAAACGUGUGGUGUGGCUGAAGGUCCUUGUCGUUGUUUACGGGAUCCUAUCGAUAGCAUUAGCGUUUUGUGCGCAUUUCGUGGGACCGCUGUUGCAGGCCUCGAUGACGAUUUUGGGCAUUAUCGGCGGACCAAUGUUGGCGGUGUUCACUCUCGGCAUACUUGUACCGUACGUAAACCAAAAGGGUGCUUUGGUGGGCCUGGUCGCAGGUCUCGUCUUUUCAUUUGUCUUGGGACUAGGAGGACCCAAACCGCCCGUGAACAAUUUGCCCACCUACACUAACGGAUGUUCACCGGACUCGUUUCACAAUUUCGAUGUAAACGUUUCUUCUACUAUUCUACUGCUAGCGUCUACGUCCACACAAGAGAUUCAUGAAGAAAGUUACAUGUAUUUGUAUAAGAUAAGUUACAUGUACUAUAUAGUCAUUGGAUUCGCGACUACCGUAUUAGUGAGUUUGGUGGCAAGCUUGUUCUUCGAAUCCAAUGUAAAUACCCUAGAUCCGAAACUAUUUUUUUCGGCUAUUCCAGAGAGUGUAGAAAGACAAGUCGAAACGAGACAAAAAAGACCUUCAACUGUUUCAAAAACCGUCACGUUUUCCAUUAAUUCAUGAAAAAUAUCAUUGUUUAUUAUUAUUAUUAUUAUUAAUAUUAAUAGUUUAAUUUAUGAUGUGAA
This is a messenger RNA of Rhopalosiphum padi (bird cherry-oat aphid), 2099 nucleotides long. Its product is annotated as putative sodium-dependent multivitamin transporter. Bases 310 to 2037 code for a protein of 575 amino acids. The record is from RefSeq and is a predicted model, not a curated record. Gene Ontology annotation, cellular component: membrane. The transcript is spliced from 9 exons. Gene Ontology annotation, biological process: transmembrane transport; sodium ion transport. Gene Ontology annotation, molecular function: symporter activity. NCBI's taxonomy places the organism in Eukaryota, Metazoa, Arthropoda, Insecta, Hemiptera, Aphididae.